This is a messenger RNA of Pristis pectinata (smalltooth sawfish), 3447 nucleotides long. RefSeq names its product dihydrouridine synthase 1-like (S. cerevisiae) (gene dus1l). Gene Ontology annotation, biological process: tRNA processing. NCBI's taxonomy places the organism in Eukaryota, Metazoa, Chordata, Chondrichthyes, Rhinopristiformes, Pristidae. The transcript has 14 exons. The record is from RefSeq and is a predicted model, not a curated record. Bases 127 to 1542 code for a protein of 471 amino acids. Gene Ontology annotation, molecular function: flavin adenine dinucleotide binding; tRNA dihydrouridine synthase activity.
GAGAGAAAGAGGGUUGGGUUGCGUUUGGGAGGAAGAAAUUAAAGCGUACAUGUCAACUACACGUUUCACUGGCAUCUUUCAAAGGAAUAUGCAACCAAUUAAAUACUUUCCAAAGUAUUGGUCAGGAUGCCCAAACUGGAGGGGUUUGAUUUCUGGAGGACAACACUAAAUGGUGCACGAUAUGUGGUUGCUCCAAUGGUGGAUCAGAGUGAGCUUGCAUGGAGGUUGCUUAGUCGUCGCCAUGGUGCCCAUCUCUGUUACACUCCCAUGCUUCAUGCUCAGGUGUUUGUGCGGGAUGCAAACUACAGAAAGGAGAACCUAUACAAUGAGACGAAUGCAGAAGAUCGACCACUCGUUGUUCAGUUCUGUGCAAAUGACCCAGAAGUGUUUGUCCAAGCCUGUUUGCUCGCUCAGGAUUACUGCAAUGCCAUUGAUCUCAACCUGGGCUGUCCACAGAUGAUUGCAAAACGAGGGCAUUAUGGAGCAUUUCUACAGGAAGAAUGGGACUUGCUACACAAAAUGCUUUCUGAGGCACAUAAGAGAAUCUCUGUUCCCAUCACAUGCAAAAUCCGUGUCUUCCCAGAAGUCAGUAAAACUGUGCAAUAUGCAAAGAUGCUGGAGAAAGCAGGUUGCCAGCUGCUAACUGUUCAUGGUCGUACAAAGGAACAAAAGGGGCCCCUGACUGGAGUAGCUGAUUGGGAACACAUAAAAGCUGUGAGGAAAGAAGUGAACAUUCCAGUUUUUGCAAAUGGCAAUAUCCAGUACUUAAGCGAUGUGGAACGAUGCUUUCGGGAAACUGAUGUACAAGGUGUAAUGAGUGCAGAGGGGAAUCUGCACAACCCAGCUCUUUUUGAGGGCCGAAAGCCACCUGUGUGGGAGAUGACAGAGGAGUAUUUAGAGAUUGUCAGCCAGUACCCUUGUCCACUUUCAUUUGUCAGGGCUCAUCUCUUCAAACUCUGGCAUCACACGUUACAGGUUUACCAUGAAUUAAGAGAGGAAUUAGCAAAAGUGAAAACUCUGGAGGCCAUUGUAGAGGUCAACAAAGAACUCAAACGAAGAUGUCAGGAUGAAAUAUCUAAUCUAAAGGAAGAAGAAGCUAGAGAAAACCAUUUGCCUCUUCCUCACUGGAUUUGUCAACCAUAUGUCCGGCCAGGACCCAAGGAUAUUAAUUCUCAAAAUGGAGAACAACCUUCUGGUGGGAAAUCCAGUGGAAAAAGAGCACUGGAAGAGGAGGAUGGGAAUCCUGAAUUUCUUUCAAAGAAUAAACAGAAAAAGAAAGCACGAAAUCCCAAAAAAAAUUUUGAUACCUCAGUGAAACCUAAAUAUGUGAAAUGUGAACAGUGUGGGAAUCCAAAGGGAACAAAAUGUAUUUUCAACUUAUGUCGUGGAUGCUGUAAGAAGAAAGCGUUCAAAGAACUGGCUGACUGUGCAGGUCAUGGAUUACUCUUCAAAACUAAACAUGAGAAGAGGUUGAAAUGGAAAUUAUUGGAAGAGGGAAUACUGGAGAAUGGAGACAGAAUUCAUGAACAUUUGGAUUCCUGAAGAAAUUGUCCAUCCCAUUGAAUUUUAAUGGGAAUUUGGUUUGUCGCACACACAUAAAAAUAUAUUUAUGCACAGGGCUCAAGGUUAAUUCUUCUUUCACCAUUCAAGUAUUAGUUAUUUUUGAACUAUGGUAAGAAGCAUACUAGUCAACUAACUGCAUUUAUCUCAUUGUGAUAUUUGCACAGUAUUCCCAUGUCCCAGUUGACUAAUUUUGGUUUCCUGGUUGCCUCUCUGAUUUUAAUACUUAGCUGUUGAGCUAAUGAAGAGAACAUUAAUCAACAAAAUAUGCUUCCAAUAACUAUUUUAAAUGCCUUCCUUGCUGUAGUCCUUGGAGAAUAAAAAUCCAAAGGAAAGGUAAAAUAAUCAGUCCAAUAACAGAUGAAAUGGUCUCCAAACUGAUAAAUUAUAAUAAAUUUUCCCUAGGCCUCAGUAUCUGCUAGAUUUCAGCUAAUCAUUCUUAAUCUUUUAAAGACAUUUGCAAGAAGGAAUUUUGCAGUGUAUAAUUUCCAUCCAUGGCAGUUUGUAAAAGAUGCUUCCCACACAUAAUUGACCCAAUGACAUUUUAAAGAAAGUAGAACAUUUUGGUAUUAUCUUAGGUGACACUGCAGUCUCCAAGGAGUUCAUCAGCACUAAGCACUAGUUUUGGGAAUUGUCAUGACCUCUGCUGUACUGAACACUUGAGCCCCUCUGUGCAAGGCUUGCUAUUUCAAGAAAACCUGCCAGGAAUGCAAACAAAGGUCUGAUGGCAGUGUAUGCUUGAAGUUACUCUAUUUCUGUCUUUUGCUAUUAUAAAUAUUGAUGUCCACUGGGCAUUGCCAAUGACAAUAAUUGAGCAAAUUAUUUUAUGACUGAGCUUAACAGAUGAGAUUCUUUUCCUUAAAACUGAGUGGCAUCAAAGAAAUGUAAAUGCCAUCUUAAAAUAAGUACAUAGUAUUAAGUUGUUAAAUUAUUGCUAGUACAGUAAUUGGAGUAAUCUGAAAAUGGAGUACAAUCAAUUCCUACAAAAAAAAACUACAAUGUAUUUGAUAGGUGGCAGCUGACCGAACAUAUAAAUCUCAGAAAUAACAAUCUUUAUGAUGGAAACGGAUGUAUCAGUUUACCUUUUAAGACUUCUAUGUUCUGAUUUUUAUUUUUAUUGCAUAACAUUUGAUUCAUGACUGUACAGUAUGGUUGGUUAUAGGAUAAACAUGAGCAGAAGUUCUCUGUGCUGGAAGUGACUUCUGUGUAAUGUCUUUUAAUGCAUGCAGGUCAAAAGUUCUUGCCUGAGCUUUUUUUUUAAUAAUCCAUUUGACCCUGAAGCUUUGAGUGCAUCAUCACUAUUAGAGAAGGAUAAAGCAAAAUCAUGUAACUUCAUUCAAUUCAUGUUAUUAUAGGUACUCUGAUCACUAGCCACAAUUCUCACAAGGGUCUGCAAUGGUUUUUCUUGCCAUUAAAAUAACUAGCAAUGUAAAAAGCUGCUGGUAUUCCAGAUACAAGCAUGUGCUCAGUGUCUUAGAGGGUGAGAUUCAUCAACAGUGAUGCCAAACAGGCUGUUAGUAAAUUAAAAAAGGAGAAUUGGAUUGAAUCUCUACCAACUUCCUCAUUUGCUUCCAGCCCAUUUUUCCUUGCAUACCCUCAUUUAAUAUUCCUUGCCCUUUGAAUCUGGGCAAAUACAAUUGAGCAUGAAGCCUUUGAGGAAAAUUGUGAGAUUUUAUUAAGACUGGAUCUGAAGUUUUAUUUUAUUUUUACAUAGGCAUUCAGUGACAGGAAUAACGAAAUUUGCUGAAUUAAGGAAUUUCUAAAACCACGUCUUAAACGAUAUUUUCUGUGCAAGUUUAAAGGAAACAUUUUGUUAGAUUGGCAGAACUGUUUAAUGGUAAAUUUGUAAUAUUUGUGACUGUUAAUAUUUUCUUUGGAAUUAUUUAA